AUGUUCCGCCCCAGCGGAAGUGGCCUCCGGCAGAAGUUGGUCAGCCUCACCCUGAAGGCGGCCUUGCUGGGCUCCUGGAUCCUGGGAAUAUUUCCAUUCACCUUCGACAGCUGGACUCGGAAACUGCACCGUUCCAAAUGGCUAAUGAUCUAUGGAGUCCUUGUGAAUGCAGGACUCGUGGCCCUGAUCCUUUGCAACGACACCGAGGCCGAGAGUCAGGAGAGAAUGGAGGUGUUUCGACGGAAUCCUUUGGCCGAGCAGAUCAACGGAGUUCACGACAUUUUGAGUCUUAUGAUGGUAUCUUUCAUGCUGUUUCGGGCUUACUGGAAAAGUGGCGACAUCGAAAGGAUUCUGAACGAGCAGAUGGACCUCAACCACAGGCACUUCCGUCAUUAUCCUUUGGAGGAGUGGUGCAGCUUCGACAAGUUUGUCCUCUACAAAGGACUCUCGAUUGUUCUGGAAUUGGCUUCCAUGUUGCUCCUGGAACUCGGCAUGUCUCCAAACUACAACAGGCAGCUCUUCUUGGGCGUGACCAGCUUGUGCCUGGUGCUGCUGGGAGUGCUCUUGGGAGUCUCCCACUUUCACUUCGCCGUCGUCUAUGUCUACCGAUAUGUGUGGACUGUCAACAGAGAGCUCCUGAGGCUGGUGAAUGAACUGGCCGCGGGACGGACUGUGGAGGCCUCCAGAGUGGACUACCUGCUCAGCCUCUACAAUCGCCUCUUGGAUAUUAAUGGCCGACUCGUCAAAGUCUACGACUACCAAAUGGUCUGGGUCAUGGUAAAUUUCCUCUCCGCCAACAUCAUGUCCAUAUACUUCUUCAUCAUAUUCGUCAUCAGCCUGAAGAAGGAGAUUGAUGUAAAGCUACUGACCAUAAUCCCUCAGACCCUGAUAGUUAACGUCUUCGAUUUCAGCCUGAGCAUUGCAGUUUGCGAUUUGGCGGAGAGAACCGGAAAACAGACCUCCACCAUCCUGAAACUAUUCAAUGACAUUGAAAACCUGGAUGAAAAGGUGGCCAGGAGUAUUUCCGACUUCUCCUUAUUUUGCAGCCACCGAAGGCUGAGGUUCAGUCAUUGUGGCCUGUUCUUUGUGAACUACGAGAUGGGAUUCCGCAUGACCAUUACCAGUUUCAUGUACCUCUUGUUUCUCAUCCAGUUUGAUUUUUGGAAUUUGUGA
Drosophila ananassae is the source of this 1173-nucleotide messenger RNA. Its product is annotated as gustatory receptor for bitter taste 22e. The transcript has 2 exons. The record is from RefSeq and is a predicted model, not a curated record. Gene Ontology annotation, biological process: sensory perception of taste. Gene Ontology annotation, molecular function: sweet taste receptor activity. Gene Ontology annotation, cellular component: membrane; dendrite; neuronal cell body. Lineage: Eukaryota; Metazoa; Arthropoda; Insecta; Diptera; Drosophilidae. The coding region runs from base 1 to 1173 and encodes 390 amino acids.